AUGGAGUCGACGCUGCAUGCCAGGACGCAGCGGGUCCUGGACGCUGCCCACGCCACGUACGCCUACGUGGCCUCGACGCGGCUCUACCAUGCGCUUGUCGCGCUCGUGCAAUGGCUCACGCCCGCCUGCCACGUCAUCUUCGCCGUCGUCACGGGUACCAACAUUGCGUCUCCCGAGGCGCAGCAUGAGCGAGCGCUGGCCAAGGACAAGCUCCAGCACAACGACGUGUACCGCGAUCGGCUGCUCGCGCUCGAGAUUGACCAGCUUGUCGACAUUGGUGAUGCGCUGCGCAUGACGAGCCGGCAGCGCGACCGCUUCUUCAUGACCUUUCUCAAGCUCGACUGGACACGCCGGUCUGCGAUCACAGUCAAGGACCUCUUUCUCUACUGUGGCCUUCGCCGCAGCCGAUUCGCCGACGUCAUCUUACCGCCGCCGCUGCGCAAACAGAGCUUCCGCCAGCUACCCAACCGGUUUGAGAUUAGCCCGCUCUUGUGCGCGCUCUACUCGUUUUGCUCGCUGCCGCCGCCCGAGCUGCUGGCGUUUAUUGUCGCCACCGCCGAGACCGAUACUGUCGUUCUCGACAUUCUCAGCCAGGAUGUCGAGUACCUGCAGCUAGUCCAGGUCGCCGACGCUGCCAUCGCUCGGAACGAGUCGUACGGACCAGGCCUUCGCCUCCAAGCGCAGCUCGCGCGCCUCUUGCAGCUCGUGGUCGGCACGCUCAACCCGCACGAGACCAAGCUCGUGGCGGCCCUCCGUUCGCUCUACUCGACGACCGACGCCAGCGCCAUCGACUUUGCUGCUGUCCAUGGCAUUCAUCAUGUCUGCGAUUUCAUCCAGCGGUUCCCAGCGAUCGUGUACCCUGCGUUCUGGGUGCAACGGACGCUCCGCCGGCGUAUCCUCGGGCAGCACUUUUGGCAUCGCAUGGUCGACCACCGCCGCGACUGGAUGCAUAGCGGCCACCUCCAGAUCUUUUUUAGCAUGAGUGAGAUUCUACAACUUGGCGCGCCGACGCCGCUGCAGCCAAAGCCAGAGACGCACAAGCACCGCCUGCCCAAACCGCUCUCCAAAGUCCUACCGUCGUCGUGGCUCCUGACCAAGCGUGAGGCGUCGUAUCGUCCCGCAAAGGUCGAGGCGCCGCCGCCGCCGCUCGCAGAGAUGCCGCUGGUCCAAGACACGGACGAUGUGAAUUCGACGCCGCGGUCCAAUGAGCCGACAAUGUACCUCGCCGACGACGAGCGGCUCCGGUACGAGAUCGCUAUGGCUAUCGAAGGCUAUGCAAAUGCGGCCGACGCAUGGCUCGUCACGGCACACAACCUCAUGGCCGCCAUCCAUCUCAAGCAGAUGGAGCUCGAUGGCGAAGCGCGUAUAGGACCGGAAGCGUUUGCAGCCGAGUACACGCGCCUCGUGAAUGGACUUGCGACGCACUCGCUCUCUGAAAUGGACAAGAACUCAGUGCGAAAGAGUGUCGUCAAGCAGUAUGGCUACCAGUUUGCCGAUUUCAUUGCGGGGUUCGGGUUUCCUCAGACUACAACGACCAACGAUGUCAAAGCCAAGAGCACCAAAACCAAGGGAGUAAAGACCAAGCCUACUGCGCCCAUCGAGACGAGCUCUGCAUGGGACAAGCUGUACGAUCCGGCCGAGAAGCGGCAUUUUUACCACAAUGUGCACACGGGCGAGUCGGCGUGGGAGCUGCCGCGCGGUGCGACUCUGGCGCCGACGACCAAGCAUGAAAAGAAGAAGAAGCGAUGACAUUAACAUUGACUAUUUAAUUAAUACGAUUUUCG
Molecule: messenger RNA, 1784 nt
Organism: Saprolegnia diclina VS20
Lineage: Eukaryota; Oomycota; Saprolegniomycetes; Saprolegniales; Saprolegniaceae
Exons: 5
Coding region: 1-1749 (582 amino acids)
Molecular function (GO): protein binding
Source: RefSeq, a predicted model, not a curated record